This is a messenger RNA of Eurytemora carolleeae, 490 nucleotides long. RefSeq lists its product as uncharacterized. The record is from RefSeq and is a predicted model, not a curated record. The transcript has 9 exons. The coding region runs from base 26 to 352 and encodes 108 amino acids. NCBI's taxonomy places the organism in Eukaryota, Metazoa, Arthropoda, Copepoda, Calanoida, Temoridae.
AAUUUGAAAACUAUUUCAGUCAAUCAUGAAGAAUCAAGUAAUACAGAUUCUUUGUGUUAUAACAGUUUUACUGUCCCUAGGAGAGUCAAAAAAGUAUCUCCUGGAAACAGAUGACCAACUUGAAGGAAAUGUAGGAGGUGCAGAUGGAGAUGACUACUUGAACUUCUUGCCAUUUCAAAAAGGAAGUAGGGAACCAGAUCACAAGAGAAGAAGGGAACAAGCUGAAGAGUGGGAGGAACUGCAAGAAAAACGGAGGAAAGCCAUAGUACCUUGCAAAGCAGAUGAAGAUUGUCCUGAACAAAAUAAAUGUUUGCACGGUCGAUACUGUGCCAUUAAUUGCAGAAGAUGUUGAUCCGGGAACUUAAUUUGAAAUACACGGAUUUCUGCCUGACAGAAGAUGAGGAUGAAGUCAAUUUGAGUAAUUUUGAUGUUUAAGAGUAAAAUAUUUUUUUAAGUUAUGCAGAUUAAUAAUAAAAAUAUAAUUAUUUGA